AUGGUAUUGUUGGUGACACUUUUGAUGAUAGAGAAGCUAAAGUCAGAUGAUAUUCUUAUACAAAAUGCAGCUAAUCCUAUUGAAUCUAUAGUGAGAAGUACAUAUACAAAUGUUUUGAAUACAGAGUCUAAUCCAGAAAAAUUUAAGGACAAAGCUAUCUUGGCACCCACGAAUGAAAUGGUGGAUACAAUCAAUGAUUACGUCAUGUCUUUAAUGCCCGACGAAGAAAAAAUAUACCUUAGUUCAGAUAACAUUUGCAAAGCGGAUGGAGAAGUGGAUGUAGAUGAUGAAGUAUUUUCUGUUGAAUAUCUCAAUACAAUCAAGUGUUCAGGAUUCGCAAACCACAAAAUAAAAUUGAAGAAGAGGUGCAUCAUCAUACUGCUUAGAAAUAUCGAUCCAUCCAAUGAGUUGUGCAAUGGAACGAGGAUGAUAGUUACUAAAAUAGGAGAACGUGUGAUCGAAGCAAAACUGAUUUCAGGAAAUAAUGCGGGUAAUAAGUUUCCAAUUGCUAGAAUCGGAUUUCACUAA
Molecule: messenger RNA, 528 nt
Organism: Salvia miltiorrhiza (redroot sage)
Lineage: Eukaryota; Viridiplantae; Streptophyta; Magnoliopsida; Lamiales; Lamiaceae
Exons: 1
Coding region: 1-528 (175 amino acids)
Source: RefSeq, a predicted model, not a curated record